GUUAAGUUCUCGCGCAGUCGCGCAUCGCGGCGGUUCAGGGGGAAAUUUUUUUUGUUUUGUUUUUAUUUUUAUUUACUUAAAAAAAUAUAUAAAUAUUAUAAUAACUAUUGGGGGGAGGGGAAAAAAAUUAAAGUCGAUCAUUUAUUUUUCUCUCCUCGUCGCUACGUCCACAAGCCAAGCAGACAUGAGUCGCCAGACAGGAGCGGCGCUGCCCAACGGGGCAUCGAAAACAACGCCGGCGCAGCGCGUGCCGGCACUCACGGGCACCACGGCCUCGAACAACGACUUGGCCAGUCUCUUCGAGUGCCCCGUGUGCUUCGACUACGUGCUGCCUCCCAUCCUGCAGUGCCAGAGCGGCCACCUGGUGUGCAGCGCGUGCCGGCCAAAGCUGUCGUGCUGCCCCACGUGCAGGGGCCCGCUCGGCAGCAUCCGUAACCUGGCAAUGGAGAAGGUGGCCGCGUCGGUCCUCUUCCCGUGCAAGUACGCGUCUUCGGGCUGCGAGGUGACGCUGCCUCACACGGAGAAACCAGACCACGAGGAGCUGUGCGAGUUCCGGCCGUACUCAUGCCCAUGCCCCGGCGCCUCCUGCAAGUGGCAGGGCUCCUUGGAGACCGUCAUGCCCCACCUCCUCCACCAGCACAAGUCCAUCACCACGCUGCAGGGCGAAGAUAUCGUCUUCCUGGCGACAGACAUCAACCUACCCGGUGCCGUCGACUGGGUGAUGAUGCAGUCCUGCUUCGGUUUCCACUUCAUGCUGGUGCUGGAGAAGCAAGAGAAGUACGACGGGCACCAGCAGUUCUUCGCCAUUGUACAACUCAUCGGGACGCGCAAGCAGGCAGAGGGCUUCGCCUACCGCCUGGAGCUUAAUGGGCACCGGCGCCGCCUUACCUGGGAGGCAACGCCACGCUCAAUCCAUGAAGGCAUCGCCACAGCCAUCAUGAACAGCGACUGUCUGGUGUUUGACACAAGCAUUGCACAGCUCUUUGCCGAGAAUGGCAACCUUGGCAUUAAUGUCACCAUCUCCAUGUGCUGAGGUGCUUUUAGCCGUGCCCAGGGAGCAGUGCGACUGUGUGCUGUGCGUGCAUUGCACUUGCAAAAGAGACUGAACAUGGUUGCCACCAUCGUCCUAUGAACCUAAGGCAGUUUGGAGUGCGCUUGUCACCGCCCCUCUGUGUGUGUGUGUGCGCACGUGCACGUGUGACUUGUGUGGAGUCUCUUGGCCCUUCUUGUCUUGAAGUUUCCAUGUUCUGUAUUGUUCUCGCGGAUGUCGAGCCCACGGCACGUGCCCAUUUCCUUCAAGGACCUCGCUCAUCCCCACACAGAGUGGUCACUUUGUUGCAAUCUUGAAACCAGCACGUAUUGGAUUGUGUCCUCGUUCACUUGCCCUGAGAGCCGGACACGUCAAGUUUGCAUCUUCAUUCUUUUCUGGAUCCUAAAUUGGGGUGCACCCCGAGUAUGUUCAACCAAUGCCAUCCUCAAGUACUGGGAAUGUGCACACAGUAUAAACAGUGCCAUCUUUACACAUCUGGACGACCAGAUGUAGGUGUGGCAGCCCAAUGAUGUGGCCAAGAUGAUGUGUGCAAAUGAAAGGGAACUAUAAAGAUGUGCAUUUCCAUCUGCAUGCGUGGAAGAGAGCUUUUGUUGGCUUACAUUGGAGUUAUCCAGUUCCCAAUGAAUGGCCACACGGUGAUCCUAAAAUGGCCAAGUCAUUGGACAUUCCCUGUCUGCGCAUUAUCAUUUACACGUUAUGUGCAUGUUCACAAUGUGAUCAUUACACCUGACGGCAUGGCUGGUAUGUUUAAAGUGUUCUUGACUGCUUCAAGACAUUAAGUAUGUAACCCCCCGCCUACACACUCUGCGUUUAUUAUUGAGUCUGUAUUGUACUCAUUUAUAAUAUGUACACCAAUGUUACACUUUGAAGCAGUGGUUGGCCUCUCUCUCCCAGUGUUAAGUGAGUUUACUGAGCAUUCCCAGUGUAAAUCUCUGCGCAGAACUCAAAAUGGAAUAAAUUGGACAGUUUUAUAAAUUCUCACAGUAA
Messenger RNA from Lethenteron reissneri (Far Eastern brook lamprey), 2038 nucleotides. RefSeq names its product E3 ubiquitin-protein ligase SIAH1. Gene Ontology annotation, molecular function: ubiquitin protein ligase activity; zinc ion binding; ubiquitin conjugating enzyme binding. The record is from RefSeq and is a predicted model, not a curated record. Gene Ontology annotation, cellular component: cytoplasm. NCBI's taxonomy places the organism in Eukaryota, Metazoa, Chordata, Hyperoartia, Petromyzontiformes, Petromyzontidae. Gene Ontology annotation, biological process: multicellular organism development; proteasome-mediated ubiquitin-dependent protein catabolic process.